Molecule: messenger RNA, 1512 nt
Organism: Lates calcarifer (barramundi perch)
Lineage: Eukaryota; Metazoa; Chordata; Actinopteri; Centropomidae
Gene: otud6b
Product: OTU deubiquitinase 6B
Exons: 8
Coding region: 204-1103 (299 amino acids)
Biological process (GO): protein deubiquitination
Molecular function (GO): cysteine-type deubiquitinase activity
Source: RefSeq, a predicted model, not a curated record
UCCGCCCUGCUCAUUCGUCUCUUCCGGAUAAGGCCGUACCAACGCGUUUUAUUUACUGCGGUGUAUAUAUUUUUAUCUCGUGUCAUGAUGUGCCAUAUUUUAUAACUGGGACAUUAUAACACGCUGUUCAUCUAACGGUUGACAAUUUAAUGUAAUUCGCAAAGACUCUUAUUGAACAAAGCGAGCAGCAGUAGCAUCCAGUCAUGGAGGAGACGAUAGUGGAAACACCAGAGGAGCGGAUGGCAAAGCAGCAUCGCAAGGAAAAGAAAGAUUUGCAAGCUAAAAUCCAGAGCAUGAAAAAUGCUGUCCCAAAAAAUGACAAGAAAAGGAGGAAACAGUUGACAGAGGAGAUUGCCAAGCUGGAGGCUGACCUCAGUCAAAAACAUGAGGCGGAACUCAGGCAACUUAAAUCUACAAAUGACACGAAGGCAGAGGAGGUGAUAAAUGGAGUCGAAACCAUGAAGAUGGAGGGUGGUGAACAAGACGAGGUCAAACAGCCACGAGUAACCAAAGCCCAGAAGAGAAGGGACAAGAAGGCUGCCCAGGAGAAGGAGAGGGAGAGCAGGAUAGCAGAGGCUGAGGUACAGAACCUGCAGGGUGUGAGGCACCAGGAGGGUUUGAAGCUGGCUCAGAAACUCGCCCAGCAACAGCUUCAGAUCAAAGAAAUUUCAUCUGACGGCCACUGCAUGUACCGUGCCAUUGAAGACCAGCUGUCACAACGAUCAAAGCCUGGGUUAACCAUGAGUGUAAAAGAACUGCGGUCCCAUACUGCUGAGCACAUGAGAAGCCAUGCUGAUGACUUCCUGCCUUUCCUCACCAACCCCAACACUGGUGACAUGUACUCAACAGAUGAGUUUGAGAAAUACUGCAAUGAAGUAGAGCACACAGCAGCAUGGGGUGGACAACUUGAGCUGCAAGCUUUGACCCAAGUUCUCCACUUGCCAAUACAAGUGAUCCAGGCUGACUCCCCAGCUAUAAAAAUUGGGGAGGAAUACAACAGUGAACCUAUCACCCUUGUCUACAUGCGUCAUGCCUAUGGACUAGGAGAGCACUACAAUUCUGUGGAGCAGCUAAAGGACCCAGUCAAUACGGAAGCCAGCUGAGAGACAGUUUAGUCUUGGAGUGACAUAAAUCAUUCAUGUGUAAUGCAGAGAGUGCUCAAACCACUCACACCAAGGAUCCCUAAAUACAAAUGUAUUUGAAAGAGUGGAUUGCACUAAUGAACAAUAACAUAGACAGAAAAUUAACGUGUUAAUGAUUUUACAUUGGACACCCUUGGUCGAUCCAAAUGACCCCAUGGGUGCCCCUGCAGCUAGUUUUGGGACACAGUGGUGUUACACGUAAGCAAAUCCACUUGGGCAGGACAGGAUGGGAGUAGAUGAUGUUGGUCAUGCAUGUCACUCAACCAAAGGAGUCCUGAGUGGUUGUUGAACUUUUGCUGUGUUCUUGGAAGGAACUGAGUUGUUGAAUCUGUAAAUCAUAUCAAUGUUACAUAAACAAAUGCAAUACUAA